UUUUUUUCCCUGUGAAUGCGCCCGCGGCGCAAAUCGCCGACUCUUCUGGCUUGGGUAGUGAGAGCCUCUUUAUUUUUUCACUCUCUCAUCGACAUUGGUGGUUAUGCGUUGCGAAUAGAUACGUUGGAUGGUCGUUGUCUUUGACAGUCCUUCACCUUCGAUUGCCUCUGCCUCUAUCUACCCUGUCGUUUCUCCAUUUAUUUUUGCUACUCCCCAACCAAACAAACAAAAUUGCCUGUCGUUUGGACGCCGACCAUUUCUUCAUCCUUUUCAAUCUUAUCCUUCUCAACAUUUUCCCCAUUCAAAGUCGGCCGUCUUCGUUUUAAAAAUAUCGCUCCUCUCUACUUUUUAG
Molecule: messenger RNA, 352 nt
Organism: Meloidogyne enterolobii
Lineage: Eukaryota; Metazoa; Nematoda; Chromadorea; Rhabditida; Meloidogynidae
Source: the annotation of a GenBank genome assembly